AUCUUCCGGCACCAUCAGCAGUUUUCUCCUCUCAUCUCUAAGUAGCUCUUUAUUUAUUAUUUUCACGCCAACUUGUCGGCACUUCACCGGCACUGUUCAGAUUCUCAGAACUGGCUUUCUCCCUGUGGACUGUCCGCACCAGACACUGAAGACACCAGGAGUCGACUCAGAGUGCACUUAAGGCUGUGAGGGCUCUGGCAAAAGCUUUUGUUAUUUGGUUUUCAACUGCACAGAACUAGCUGCCGAUCUGAACACAUACCACAGUCAACCAUUGGGAUUGUCUAGGAGAACAGAAGUAAGAAUAACAUCAUGGCCUCAGCAGGCCUCCAGCUCCUUGCUUUCAUCCUGGCCUUGACUGGAGUCUCUGGAGUACUCACUGCCACUCUGCUGCCAAACUGGAAGGUUAAUGCAGACAUGGGCUCCAACAUUGUAACUGCUAUUGUUCAAGUGCAUGGGCUGUGGAUGGACUGCACGUGGUACAGCACUGGGAUGUUCAGCUGCACUCUGAAAUACUCCAUUCUGUCACUCCCCAUCCACGUGCAGACGGCCAGAGCCACCAUGGUCCUGUCCUGUGUUCUGUCUGCUUUGGGGAUUUGCACUUCUAUAGUAGGAAUGAAAUGCACUCACUUAGGAGGGGACAUACACACCAAGAGUCAAAUUUCCUUUGCUGGAGGAGUCUGCUUCAUCACUGCAGGGAUCUCUGGUUUAAUCCCAACAGUGUGGUACACCAAGGAGAUAAUAGUAAACUUUCUAGAUCUGACCGUUCCAGAAAGCAACAAAUACGAACCUGGAGGAGCCGUCUAUAUUGGGUUCAUUUCGGCAAUGCUACUACUUAUCUCUGGUAUUAUUUUCUGCAUUUCUUAUAUAAAAAGGAACCCAGAACCAUGGAUCUAUCCUCCCAAGCAGAAAUAUACCUCUACCUGGCAGCCAAAGAACAGGUUAGCACACAACCUGAAGGAUUAUGUGUAAAGGGCUGUGCAAUGAAUAUGCAGUGAGGCUUCUGGGAGACUGCUGAAACGUCAUUAGAAUGAAAAAAAGAAACCACACUUAUGCUUAACUUCUUGUACAAAAUAUUUAAAAAAAUAUGAGGUACUUUAAAAUGCCAACAAACUACCACAUACAAUUAUACGUCUUCAAUUUCUUUAUUUUCCCAUUAUUGUAUUCAUGUUUUAUUUAAAAAUAUGUAAUGGAAAGAGAGUCUGACUAUAUUAAUAAAGCAAUGGGUGACACCAUUAAUUUACUUUUAAAGAUAACAAUUUGAUAUAUCUUUUAGAUUAGUUUUUUCUUAAUUACAAAGUUCAAAAACAUUCUUGAUCAACACCGUCACCAAGGGAUGAUAAUCAAGAGUACCGUCCUCUGGUAGGUUUUUGUCCUCUGGUAGGCAAUGUCUGAGUAACCUGCUUCUGGGAUGUGGAGGAGACCCCAGAAACAGAGGAAAUGAACUCACACAGGCAUUGCCCAAGCCAUCCGCCCUAAGUCCCAACCUCCAUCCUAAUUUUUCAUAUGUUCUAGGUAAUAUCUGCAAACUAAGAUUAGAUAGAAUUAAUGAACUGGUAGAUGCUACAGUAGCAGCACAAAAAAGCCAAAUAUAAACACAAACUAAGAUAUGGUUCUUUUUUGGUACAAGUCAGGUACCAAGAGCCCUGACAGCUUUAAAUUAGCCCAGGACUGCCCUCUCUUUUGCACUUAGAAAACAGUUAAGUUCAUUUCUCCAAUUAUUUAGAUUUACCCCAUCUCAAUGAAUCUCACAUUUAUUACUAUUUGACUAAGUUACUUUUUUUUUCCUUUUGAGACUUCGUGGUUUUUUUUUGUUGGGUGGGGGAAGUCUUAUAGAUAUGUUCCACGAUGCUCAGCUUAGUCACUUGUCAUACUUUUUUCCUCAAAUUUAACAAAAGCACUAUUCUCUUAUAAAUGAGCAUCUUCAGCUAAUUAACAGAAGUAAAAUAAGUUUUAAAGUAUAAAGAAUGUUUUUAAAAC
Molecule: messenger RNA, 1977 nt
Organism: Meriones unguiculatus (Mongolian gerbil)
Lineage: Eukaryota; Metazoa; Chordata; Mammalia; Rodentia; Muridae
Gene: Cldn20
Product: claudin 20
Exons: 2
Coding region: 310-969 (219 amino acids)
Biological process (GO): bicellular tight junction assembly; cell adhesion
Cellular component (GO): plasma membrane; bicellular tight junction
Molecular function (GO): structural molecule activity
Source: RefSeq, a predicted model, not a curated record